AUGGUACAUGCGACCUUGGAAAGUGUAAGAUUAUAGUUUUGUAUUUUUAGCAUGAUGCUUUCCUAUUUUUAUCAUCUUUUGUUAUAGUUAUAGAAUUAUCGUAAGAUCGUCUGAUCUCUGAAGCUUAAAAUGACUUUUGUAUCUUUUUUUUCUUUUUUUUCGUAUUAAAUCGAUGCGUAUGAAAUGUCGUCUUUUCAAAUAAAUGUUUAAUAUAAUACAAUUUAUACUUAAUAUAAUUAUCAUUAUAAAUCAGUACCAACAAAUAACUCGAUACACUAGAAAAUUUUUCAUUCGUGGCCUUUAAUUAAUCUACGCGUUGAAAAGUUAUUCAGAUGGAACAAGUGAUGUGUUUAGUCUUUGCCAAAUAUGUUCUGUGUCCACUCAAAGAAUAAUAAUAAUUAUUAAAUAGUAAUAAAUAAACUCGUGUAAAGGAAAUCGUAAGAAAAUCGUGAAGAAAAUAAAAUUAUUAUUUAUUAUAAAUAUUCUCGAACGCUGAACAUACGUAAAUCGAGGUGUAGAAAAUCAAAGGGAACUCAAAACUCAACAAUUAAUCCUGCGAGGAGAAGCUUGGAAAAUAGACGGCUUCUUCUCUCUUCGCCUUAUCGCGAGAUUUUGCUCCUCGAAGUCUGAUAAACAGCUUUCGAAAUUAUUUUUUUCAGAUUCUGCUUGGUUGGGCAGGUGACAGAGCAUGGGUGAACGCGUCCAUCGUGUAUGCAGUAUGCAUGGCACUCUGCGGCGCGGUGACAGCUUUAAUACCCAUGGUAGUUGGCAGUUACUAUGCUUUGUGCGCAAUCUCUGGUGCUUUUGGAUUAUUCAUCGGUGCGAACUAUAGUCUUACCAGCAUCAUCCUCGUCGAAUUGAUCACGCUGGAAAGAUUCACAAACGCGUACGGCCUUCUGCUCUUGGUCCAGGGUGUUGCAAAUCUUAUGGGCCCUCCGUUGGCUGGCUGGCUGUACGAUAUCACUGGGACGUAUGAUUUGUCGUUUUACCUGGCCGGCUUAUUCAUUGCGUUGAGCGGUGUCCUUUUGCUGGCGAUGCCUUUAAUCAGCCUGUACCGGAGAUGCUUGAACGGAUCGAGGAAGGAGGAAAUAGACAAAGAUUUCGCGAACGUGAACAGAGUCUGA
Molecule: messenger RNA, 1124 nt
Organism: Heterotrigona itama
Lineage: Eukaryota; Metazoa; Arthropoda; Insecta; Hymenoptera; Apidae
Source: the annotation of a GenBank genome assembly